Molecule: messenger RNA, 1299 nt
Organism: Sporothrix brasiliensis 5110
Lineage: Eukaryota; Fungi; Ascomycota; Sordariomycetes; Ophiostomatales; Ophiostomataceae
Product: alpha-1,3-mannosyltransferase
Exons: 2
Coding region: 1-1299 (432 amino acids)
Source: RefSeq, a predicted model, not a curated record
AUGCGCCGUAAGUACCUCUUUGUUGGGCAAGUCCUGCUUCUGCUGCUCGUCGUUGUCGCUCUCUACUACGGUAGCCACCACAUCACUCGACUGCCGGCACCCAUACGAUUACCCAACAGUACGAACAGCGACAACAGUGCCGUCGAUGGCACCACAGACACCACAGAGACCUCUUACACAUACAGUGGCAUUCUCUCGGCCGAGAACAUCACACGAUAUGUGAAUAGCAUCUUCGAUGUGAAAAACGCGGACCUCCCCCGACUCAAGUGCCCCGACAUCCCCUCCCCAUCACGAUAUGACAGUCUGAAAACUUCCCCAGGCGAUGGUCGCCAGAUCAAAUAUUACUUUGCGAUUGACCUGCGAGAUACGGUGCCACUUCUGCCGCGGCUGCUGGGCAGUGUCGUUGAGACAAUCAAGUUUCUCGGUCCAGCGAGCUGUGCGUUCUCCAUCGUCGAGGGCAACUCCCACGAUGGAACCUAUGAUGUUUUGCAAGCCAUCCGGGCAAGCUUCAACGAUCUCGACACCACAUAUUUCCUGCGCUCGAGCGCCGUCGACCCCAAAGAGGGCGACCGCAUUGCCAAGCUCGCCGAGCUGCGCAACCUCGCCUUGCAGCCGCUGCUGGACGGCAACGUGCCCGGGGCCGACCAGGACACCACCGUCGUCUUUCUCAACGACGUCGCCGCCUGCACCGAGGACAUCCUGGAGCUCGUCCACCAGCGCCGCCGUCUAGGCGCGGACAUGACCUGCGGUCUCGACUGGGUCUACGUCGGCCGCGACCCGACGUUCUACGAUGUCUGGGUCGCCCGCGGCAUGAACGGCGACUCCUUCUUUGACAUCCCGCCCGACGGUAACUGGAACUCCGCCUGGAACCUGUUCUGGAACAACGACGCCGCCCGCGCCAGCCUGGCCGCCCACCGCCCCUUCCAGGUCUUUUCCUGCUGGAACGGCGCCGCCGUCUUUGGCGCGAAGCCGCUGUUGGACGCGGCCUCCCGCAUCCGCUUCCGCGGCCCGCGCGACGGCGAGUGCAGCCAGGGCGAGCCGGAGCUCUUUUGCAAGGACAUGUGGUUCCACGGUUACGGCAAGAUUGCCGUCGUGCCGAGCGUGAACCUCGAGUACUCGGACGCCAAUGCCCAGCGGAUCAAGGACCUCAAAGGCUACACGUCGCGGUGGACGGCCGAGGCCGGCGACGAGGACGACGAAGAAAAGAUUGCGUGGCAAACCACGCCGCCCGAGACGGUCAAGUGCAUUCCGUCCUACGAUUCGCAAAGUUUCCGCCCGUGGAACGAGACGUUGGGGUAA